Messenger RNA from Olea europaea var. sylvestris, 1441 nucleotides. RefSeq names its product nitronate monooxygenase. The record is from RefSeq and is a predicted model, not a curated record. NCBI's taxonomy places the organism in Eukaryota, Viridiplantae, Streptophyta, Magnoliopsida, Lamiales, Oleaceae. The coding region runs from base 163 to 1182 and encodes 339 amino acids. The transcript has 6 exons. Gene Ontology annotation, molecular function: nitronate monooxygenase activity.
UGCUUACGUUGUGGAAUCGAAGGAGAAAACUUCCACUUCCCGCAGCCCUAAUAAUACAGUGCUGCUCUCACUUCUUGUCUUUAAUCAUCGUCUAUAUAUACUAAAGAGAUAAAUAGUCAGCCUCCCACUGAAUUUACAUACUAGACGGAGAUAGAUAUUGGGAUGGGUUGGAGAGGGAUAUUGGGAUUUGAAUAUGGAAUAGUUCAGGCACCAUUGGGACCCGAUAUCUCGGGUCCGGAGCUUGUGGCUGCUGUUGCUAAUGCUGGUGGACUUGGUCUUCUCAGAGCCCCAGACUGGGAGGCACCAGAUCAUCUAAGAGAGCUGAUAAGGAAGACUAGAACCUUGACUGAUAAACCUUUUGGAGUGGGUGUUGUACUGGCAUUUCCUCAUAAGGAAAACAUAAGGGCUAUACUGGAUGAAAAGGUUGCAGUAUUGCAGCUUAGCUGGGGAGAAUGCUCAGAAGAUCUUGUGCUUGAGGCUCAUCAAGCUGGUGUCAAAGUUGUACCUCAAGUUGGAAGCUUCGAAGAAGCAAAGAGAGCUAUUGAUGUGGGUGUAGAUGCAAUAAUGGUUCAAGGGGUGGAAGCUGGAGGGCAUGUAAUAGGUCAGGAUACCUUAUUCACUUUGUUGCCAAGAGUAGUUGAUCUUGUCCACAAUCGUGAUAUUCCUGUAAUUGCUGCUGGGGGGAUUGUUGACGGGCGUGGCUAUGUAGCUGCUCUGGCCCUUGGAGCGCAGGCUGUUGCACUAGGCACAAGGUUCCUUGCAACCGAGGAGAGCCACGCUCACCCUAUCUACAAGAGGAAAUUGGUGGAACUAGAUAAAACCGAGUACACAGAUGUAUUUGGCCGUGCCAGGUGGCCAGGAGCUCCUCAACGUGUACUAGAAACUCCUUUCUUCAUGGAUUGGAGGACUCUUCCGAGUCAUGAAAAUGAGACCAAUCAACCCAUCAUUGGCCGUUCAAACAUACAUGGAAUGGAAAAAGAGAUUCGUCGUUUUGCUGGCACUGUUCCAAACGUGACAACUACCGGUGACAUUGAAAGCAUGGCAAUGUAUGCCGGUCAAGGCGUUGGCCUCAUCAAGGAAAUUUUACCAGCAAGUGAAGUUAUAAAGAGAAUUGUCGAAGGUGCUCAAUCUCUAAUCCUACAAAAGUUCAUCCCCGAGAAACUUUCGGGGGACCCCAUUUAGGUGCAAAGUUUGUUUCGACGUUCGACAUUUCCUUUGUGAAUUGAAUAAUAUCUAUGCCACAAGAAAAAGACACUCCGGCCUUUCACAUGUAAAAUAUCCCCAUAAUGUACUAAUAAAUUUUGUCUUAACUUCUAAUUAUUUCUGGUUCUUGGUUGGAAGAUUUUCGGGUCCAGACCUUUCUUCCGACCACGUAUACCUGCGAAUUACAAUUCGCAAACUUUAUUUUCAUCGAAAAUAAGAAAGCUUUUGCAAGUGUCAA